Messenger RNA from Colletotrichum fioriniae, 489 nucleotides. The record is from RefSeq and is a predicted model, not a curated record. Lineage: Eukaryota; Fungi; Ascomycota; Sordariomycetes; Glomerellales; Glomerellaceae.
AUGUUCAACUCUAGCGACAUCGUCAAUGCUGGCAAGGAGACCGUCACCCUCGUUCCCGGUGCUUCAACAUUCGACAGCGCCGAAUCCUUUGGCAUGAUCCGUGGCGGCCACGUAGACGUCUCUAUCCUUGGUGCGCUGCAGGUCAGCGCCACGGGCGACUUGGCCAACUACAUGAUUCCCGGCAAGGUGUUCAAAGGCAUGGGUGGUGCUAUGGACUUGGUGUCUAAUCCUGACAACACCAAGAUCGUCGUCGCGACUGAGCAUGUUGCCAAGGACGGCUCUUCCAAGAUUGUGCAGGACUGUAGUCUGCCGUUGACUGGUGCUCGUGUUGUCAGCACAAUCAUUACUGAUCUGUGUGUCUUUGAGGUUGAUCGCAAGAAUGGCGGACUAACACUAACCGAGGUCGCGCCCGGUGUCGACGUUGAAGAAGUGAAGUCGAAGACGGACGCAACAUUUGAGGUCGCAAAGGAUCUGAAGACGAUGGAGUGA